Messenger RNA from Helianthus annuus (common sunflower), 1024 nucleotides. Its product is annotated as mitochondrial import receptor subunit TOM40-1. The record is from RefSeq and is a predicted model, not a curated record. Lineage: Eukaryota; Viridiplantae; Streptophyta; Magnoliopsida; Asterales; Asteraceae. Gene Ontology annotation, cellular component: mitochondrial outer membrane; mitochondrial outer membrane translocase complex. The transcript is spliced from 11 exons. The coding region runs from base 76 to 951 and encodes 291 amino acids. Gene Ontology annotation, biological process: protein import into mitochondrial matrix. Gene Ontology annotation, molecular function: transmembrane protein transporter activity.
ACAAAACGAAGGGUUUAUCAUCUCGUUGCAUCUUCUUAAACCCCUUCUCGUAUUGAAAAAGAAAAGUAGUUUCUUAUGAAGAAAUCAACCGAUUACAUGGAUAUACCUUGCCCUCCUCCUUAUGAAGAAAUCAACCGUGAAGCCUUCAGGUCCUUAAAUGCUGAACAUUUCGAGGGGAUGCUUGUCGAUGUUACCAAGUUUCUCAAUCAGAGGUUCUCACUAAGUUACAGCACCCUCAUGGGACCCAUGGAGAUUCCUUCUCAAUACGCUGAAAUAAUAAAAAUUCCGGCUGCACACUAUGCUUUUGGUGCUAACUUUAUGCAUCCAAAGUUGAUGCUUUUUGGAAGAGUUUUGAACGAUGGGCGGGUCGACGCUGGAGUCAAAUGUGCCUUAUCGGAUAAUCUUAGCAUGAAUGCCGAUGCUCAGCUAACAAGUCAGCCGCACAUGUCGAAUGGAAAGUUUAACAUUGACUAUAAGGGUACUGACUACAGGACUCGAUUCAAAUUCGGAAAUGGUGCCAUGCUUGGAGCUAGUUAUAUUCAGAGUGUGACGCCUCACCUGUCGUUAGGCGGGGAACUAGUCUGGGCUGGCGAGGAUCGUGAGUCUAAUAUUAGUUAUGGUGCUCGAUACAACACGGAUAAAAUGGUUGCUGUGGGACAGAUUACUAACACUGGAAAUGUGGCUCUUAGCUAUGUUCAGAAAGUGUCUGAAAAAGUUUCAUUGGCAUCUGAUUUUAUUUAUAAUUACUUUUCAAGAGAUGUUACUGCUAGCGUUGGUUAUGAUUAUAUAAAUCGUCAGUGUCGGCUUAGAGGGAAGAUUGAUUCAAAUGGCUGCACAUCUGCUUUUGUUGAAGAAUGGUUGGAUAAUGGUCUCAAAGUUAUUCUUUCUGCUGAGGUAGAUCACAAGAAGAAAGACUACAAGUUUGGGUUUGGAUUUAAAGUUGGAGAAUAGAUACUGAUGCAGAAUAGAUACUAGCAAACAUUGUUUUGGGGGGCAGUUCUAGUUGCAUUGACACAUUAAUAGA